This is a messenger RNA of Heterobilharzia americana, 908 nucleotides long. Lineage: Eukaryota; Metazoa; Platyhelminthes; Trematoda; Strigeidida; Schistosomatidae. The record is from the annotation of a GenBank genome assembly.
GCUUCUUCUAUUCCACCAACAACUGUUUGGACCAUUUUAGUUUGAAGCAGUCAAUACUGUGACCUUUCUCAAGCGGGUCUACGAAAAUCUGCAGAAUCAUGGGUUCUAUGAUCCUAGAUAGAAAGCCUGGCGGCUUCUCGUUUGACAAUUGUUACAGAAAUAAAGUUAUCGAACAGAAAGGCUAUCAAGCUCCGAAACCUGUAAAGACUGGGACAACAAUAUGCGGUGUUGUUUUCAAGGAUGGUGUGGUUCUAGGUGCAGAUACCAGAGCGACGGAGGGAAACAUAGUUGCUGAAAAGAAUUGUUCUAAGAUUCACUACAUUUCAAAAAAUAUUUAUUGCUGUGGAGCAGGGACUGCAGCCGAUACCCAAAUGGUUACUAUGAUGAUUUCUUCGCAGGUCGAACUACACCGUUUGAAUACGGGUAGAACACCUCGUGUUAUCAUCCCACUCCGCUUACUAAAACGUUAUCUUUUCCAAUACCAAGGUUACGUUGGUGCUGCACUUGUGCUCGGUGGCGUUGAUUCGACAGGCCCACACUUGUAUAGUGUUGCUCCACAUGGGUCAAGUGACAAACUACCUUACAUUACAAUGGGUAGUGGUAGUCUUGCAUGCAUGACUGUGCUUGAAUCAAGGUAUACAUUUAAUAUGGAGAGAGACGAGGCCGUACAGUUAGUACGCGAUGGAAUAGCCGCUGGUAUAUUCAACGAUAUGGGAUCUGGUAGCAAUGUUGACGUUUGUAUUAUCACCAAAGAUGGUACUGAGUAUAUUCGACCCUAUGACGAAGCUAAUGUAAAAGGCAAAAGGAGGAAGAGCUCUUGUUUUUCUUUUGAGAAAAGAUUUCAAGUGAUCGACAAUAGAGAGACGAACAGUGAACCAGAACAAAGUAGUUUCAAUUCACAACAUUGA